AUGGGGGAUGAACAUGACGAAGUGCAAGGAAUCAAUUUGCUUAGUUGCCUCAAGACAGUGAACUACACUGCUACAGGCACAAUUAGAAACAAUCGCCUGCCAUCAAACAACAAAGACUUUUGUCUAACAACACCAUCUGACAUGAAAAAGCAAUCUCGCGGUUACUAUGACUAUGUGUCGUGUAAGAAAGAAAACUUGAUUAUUGUAAGGUGGAUGGACAAUUCUGUUGUCACUGUGGCUUCCAAUUGUUACAGUGUAGAACCAGUCGGAAAAGUAGACAGGUACUCUCAAACUCAUAAAAAACACAUCCAAAUAACUCAACCUAACUUGAUAAUGAAGUAUAACAGAGCAAUGGGGGGAGUGGACAGAAUGGACCAGGGAGUGUCCAAUUAUAGAGUGAAUAUUCGAGGAAAGAAAUGGUGGUGGUGCAUUUUUACUUGGAUGAUAGAUGCUGCAGCCCACAACGCUUGGGUUCUGAUGAGGGCAACAGGAUCUAAUAUCUCACUACUACAAUUCAGGCGAGAAAUUGUGAAGACCUACUUGACCAACUAUAAAGUUCUUCCCAAGGGUCCCGGCCGAACACUAAGUGCGUCAAGAUUCAGUAACAGCAGCUGCCCAGUAUCUGACGCCAUCCGUUACGAUCGUGUGGACCAUCUGAUUGUGCCAACCAAUGGGGAGAGGAGAAGAUUCCGUGCUCUCAAACCCAGAGUGCUCAUCACACCCCCAAUGUACCCCUGGAGAGUAGACCACAGUAUGGGUCCUUAG
This is a messenger RNA of Homalodisca vitripennis (glassy-winged sharpshooter), 765 nucleotides long. Its product is annotated as piggyBac transposable element-derived protein 3-like. The transcript has 3 exons. Gene Ontology annotation, molecular function: sequence-specific DNA binding. The coding region runs from base 1 to 765 and encodes 254 amino acids. The record is from RefSeq and is a predicted model, not a curated record. NCBI's taxonomy places the organism in Eukaryota, Metazoa, Arthropoda, Insecta, Hemiptera, Cicadellidae.